Molecule: messenger RNA, 896 nt
Organism: Moneuplotes crassus
Lineage: Eukaryota; Ciliophora; Spirotrichea; Euplotida; Euplotidae
Source: the annotation of a GenBank genome assembly
CUUAAAGAAGAAAUGGACAAACUUGGCCACCCAAGUGGAGCACAGCUUGAACAGAACAGAAGGCGAGUGGAGUACAAGAGACUAGGGAUUUAAAAUGGGUGAGGGAGUUAGAGAAGAAGGAGUUGGAGGAAGAACAGAAGAUGCAGCAGAGGAUAUGAAGUGAUGUGUAUUGGAGUUUUAGUUUGAUAGAGUUGCAAGGAGGGGAGUGUUGGGAGGAGUUGAGACACGUAUUGAGGGAUUGUUAUUAUGUGUUUGAUUUUGAUGUUUUGAGCAAGAUAAGGUUGGUGAGGAAAAUUAGGGGUUUUAAAUUAUUUGAUGUCAAGAAAAUGGAUUGAUUUAAUGUUUCAAACAGAAAUAAACGCUUUUUGAAGCUCUUAUUGCCUCAAUCUCCGAAUAAAGUAGGGCAAAUGUGAUUUUAUUUUAAAGAUGUAUCAAGAUUAAAUACUUCUCCUUAUUUUGAUUUAAUAACUAAACUUAAUUUGAGUUUUUGAAAAACAAUAUCAAUCUCUUCUGCAUCUAUUAAUCAAAGAAAAUUACAAAGAUUUAUUAGUGCGUACAGGCACGUUGGAAUAAUUUUAUUCUAUAAAUGCAGAUUUUGCCUUCCUACUACUCCUGAUUUCUCCAAAGCACUAAAAAACUCCAAAAUUCAACAAUUACAUUUCAUGCAUCAAAAGCCAUCAAACGGACAAGAAUGGAAAGAAAACCCUACAGAAUUCGAAAAUCUCAUCAGAGGACUCUCAACCUCCCCCGACCUCCACCAAUCCCUCACCCAAAUCAACCUCGCAGGCUCCUUCCCAACCCCUAAAAUCCCCCAAUCCAUCCUCACCAAGCACCUCUUCUCCACCAUAACCCUAUCCCUCUAAGCCCCAAUAGCCCACUUUUCAACCUAUAUUUCC